CUCUGGACAGACUGUAGACCUAUCUUCUUCACUCUCCACUCUUCAGACCGCGGCAGGGAAGAUCCACUCGACAGCACGACCCAAUACUUAGGAGUCCAAAUCAGCCGUCGUUCAGAUUCUAGAUUCCAGGCACCCUUUUGAUUUUCACAUAUCAUUUUUGAUCUAUUUACGACUACGAUCUCUAGAUGGGCUUGUUGAAUGUUAGAGAGAUGCUAACAUCGUUUAGUCCGUCAUUGAACUUUUUGGCUAUCAGUUCUGGGGAUGGUCGGAUUAAGGUUUGGGAUGCUAUAAAGGGGCAGAUUCAGACCGAAUUCGCUGACAUUUUCUCAAAUGAUGAUGGCCCAGGUUUAUUUGAUAAACCGCAAAAGGGUCACCUUUCAAUGGAUUAUACAUGCAUGAAGUGGAUCUCUUUGGAUAAAAUGAAAAAGAGGAAACUUGAAAGCACAUUAUUAAUAUUGGGAACUGGCGGUGGUGAUGUUCUUGCCUUGGAUGUAUCAGCUGGUCAUUUGAAGUGGAGGGCUAGUGACUGUCAUCCUGGGGGUGUCAGUUCCAUCUCUUCUCCUAUGCACGAUUCAUGCAUUUACACUGCAGGAGCUGAUGGUAUGAUUUGCAAGCUAAAUUCUAUGACUGGAAAUUUGUUGGAGAAGUUUAAAGCUUCAUCGAAGGCAAUAUCAUCACUGUCUGUUUCUUCAGAUGGAAAUGUGUUAGCAAUCGGUUCUGCUCAGAUGAAGGUUUUCAACUGCUCUGAUCAUAAAAAGAUACAGAAGUUUUCAGGCCACCCUGGACCCAUCCGUUCCAUGAUAUUCACUGAUGAUGGGAAAUACAUACUUUCUUCUGCUUCUUCCGAACGAUACAUUGCAAUUUGGAAACUCGAUGGUGGAAAGAAAAAGUCAGCCUGCUGUGUUCUUGCAAUGGAUCAUCCAGCUGUCUUUCUCGAUAGCUGUGUUGUUGAGACUGAAGAUACAGAUUCUCCUGCUUUUUAUGUGUUGGCUAUAUCUGAAACUGGCAUUUGUUACUUUUGGUAUGGUCAAAAUAUUGAGGAACUAAGUAGCAGCAAACCAACAAAAAUCUCCCUAUCAGUUGAUUUCAUUGAUAAGGCUGCUAUUCCAGCAAUAUUUGCUUCAAAAUUGCAGGGUGUUGUAAAACCUGCUUCUGUUCACAUAUUUUUGGCCCAUGGAUUGCUAGUAAAGCCAUCAUUUGAGAAAAUCUUAGUCAAUGCCGGUACUGAUGUAAAAUUGAGUUGUUCUCUUACUGGCAUCCUGCUGCCAAACAAGCAAGCUCACAAAAAGAAAAAAGGCUCAACUAGAAAUGAUGAAGUUACUGCACUAGAUCGUGCAAAUGCAGAAGAUGCAUUGCUUCCUAUUCCAAAGAUUCUUGGUUUGCAUGAUAAAAAGGGGAGCCAUUGGAGUUCAGACAAGUUCGAAGGUGUUCAUAGCAGUAGUGAAGAUGAAAUGGAAAUUGAAAUGCCUGCUAUUAGCAUGGAGGAUAAGCUAAAGGAUCUUGGGAUUAUUAACCACAAAAAGGAUAUUCCUUCUGAGUUAUUGACAGACUCAACAAAAUUGUUGGGUUUAAGUAUUGAAGAUAAUGUGUCACAGAAGAAGAUGAGAAUAGCUGUUUUAUCUUUGGAACCUAGUGAAGCAUUCAAGCUACUGGAAUUAUUGGUGGCAAUUUGGAAGUUAAGGGCAUGCAGCGGGAAUCUUGUUUUGCCAUGGAUUUGUUGUAUAUUGGUGAACCACAGUGAUUUCGUAGUUUCUCAGGAUCCAGCUUCUGAGCUAUUCGAUUCACUACACAAGCUUACCCAAUCAAGAGCAACAUCAGUGCAGUCAUUAUUCCAGUUAUCAGGUCGUUUGCAACUUAUUGGGGCUCAGAUUGAGAAGGCUGUUCAGAAUAAAAAUCACCCAACCCCUUCUAUUGCGGACAAUUUGGAUGAAAGUGAAGAUGAUGAAGAUGUUGACGAUGUUCUUUAUGGUGAAGAAGAAGGAAGCAGCAGCAGCGAUAAUGAUGAGUAGAUUUUGUUAAAUUCAGACCGAUGAAGAGAAAAAGAGGAAGCGACCACCAACUCGCUGUUGAGAUAUCUGCUGUUUUUGCCAGUAUGCAUUUUGUUCUUAUUUUUGUAGCCCACAAUUUUGUCUUUGUUUUACAGAUAAUAUAUGACCAAUUUUUAAUUUUAGAUUAUUUGUUGUUGUAGUGAAAAAUCCACAUUA
Impatiens glandulifera is the source of this 2204-nucleotide messenger RNA. RefSeq lists its product as uncharacterized. NCBI's taxonomy places the organism in Eukaryota, Viridiplantae, Streptophyta, Magnoliopsida, Ericales, Balsaminaceae. The record is from RefSeq and is a predicted model, not a curated record. Gene Ontology annotation, molecular function: protein binding. The transcript has 13 exons. The coding region runs from base 186 to 2009 and encodes 607 amino acids.